Lolium perenne is the source of this 1655-nucleotide messenger RNA. RefSeq lists its product as uncharacterized. The record is from RefSeq and is a predicted model, not a curated record. Lineage: Eukaryota; Viridiplantae; Streptophyta; Magnoliopsida; Poales; Poaceae.
AGAGCUCGACCGAAACAUGGCGACAAUCCCGUCUUCCUUCCAUUUAAGUCCCCGCCACGUUCGUCCAUUUGAUCAUUUCCUGCCGCCUCUCCCUCCCCUUUCCUUCCUUGCUUACUUACCUCUCUCGAUCGACGAUCAAAAGUCAGAACCUCCUCGCCACGACGCCGCGCGCGCACAACCUCACACCCAGACCCAGAGCACGAUCAGACGUGAUCGAUCCAUGGAGAUCGCCACGGCGCCGUCCUCGCCUCCGCCGAUGCAGGAGUUCCGCUUCGACAGCGCACUCCUCGACGACGCCUACCACGCGGACUCGUCGCCCAGCAGGAACCCCUUCGCCUUCGCCCCCGCCGACGACGUCAACCCGUUCCUGGCCUCGGCGCUGACGGCGCCCCCCUCGCCCAACCCGUUCGGGCUCCUCCCGCCCGACGACACGGCCGGCGACCCCUUCGACCUCUUCCAGCACUUCGCCAGCGCUCCCGCCAGCCCGUCGCGCGCCGCCGCCAUAUACGCGCAGUUCUCCGGCGCCAACCACGACGACGACGGCGCCGAUCGCGAUGCGGGCCAUGACAACGACGAUGACGAUGGCUUCCAGCCGCGCGCGUCCUACUCCACGCGCACGGUACCCUCCGCCGUGCCGUUCGAGUGGGAGGAGAGGCCGGGGAAGCCGAAGCACGGGUACACCUCUAGCGCGGCCGCGACGACCAACGGGGACGCGGAAGAGGCGGACUUCGACUUCGGCGUCCUCCUCGACCGGAACGCGCAGAAAGCGCCGGAGCUGACGGCCGCCGAGGAGCUCUUCGACGAAGGCAAGAUCCGGCCCCUGAAGCCGCCGCCGCGUCUGCUCGAGAGCGGCAGCGUCGGAUCGUCGCCGCGGUCGGCGAGGUCCACGAUGUGGUCUCCACGGCUACGGGGCCUGGGCGGGCCCGGUCCCGACUCCGAUCCAUUCGCCACCGCCAUGGCGAAUGCGUCCAAGGCGCCGGCGCUAUCCCCUCUCGGCGCCGCCGCCAAAGAAUCCGUGCCCAUUCAUGCCGGAACAGACACCGUGCCCAUGAAUCCCGAAUCCGCCGCGUCGCCGCGUUCUGUCCCUCUGACCACUGCCGCGGGCAAUGGCGGCGGGAGGAAGAAAUGGCGGCUCGCCGACCUGCUCCUUUUCCGGAGGCUGUCGGCCAAAGGCCGCGCCACCGCCAGCGACAACGUCAGCAGGGAGCCGGUGUUCAAGUACUCGCCCGUGCAACACCUCGGCACGCCUGUCAAGAAGACGGAACCGGUGGCCGGCGGUGGCGACGUCUCGGCGGCGGUCGGGAAACAGAAGAAGCAGAGCAAGUACGCCGCUGCGUCGGGUGGAGGGGACGGCAAUGGGAUGGCGGCUGCGCGGCACAAGCAGAGCCUGAUGGGGUGCGUCCGGCUGAACCCCGGGCUGCACCGGCUGGCCAAAGGCCUGAACGUGUCCUCGACGUCGCACUUCGGCCGACGCAACGGCACCACCAGGACGGCGGCCAUGCACGGAUAGAUCACAACGCGUGCAUUGUCGCUGCCCUGGCAGAAGAACGGUGCACGUUCUUUUUUUUCCCCUUCGCCAGCAUUUGGCUACCUUUGUUCAAAUUAUCAUUCAAACACUGUACAACGCGAUCCAGAAGAGAUUUUGUAACAACAGU